UUGCGAUUUUUACAAAAUUUGGCAAUUUGGCGUAAUUUGUGUCGUAGAAUCGAAAAAUGGAAAAAAAAAUUGGCAUGUCAUUUCAGAAUAAGUCCAAUUUUGUGUCAAAAUUGCUAUAUUAAAACAGUGCUGGAUAUAAAUCUAAUAUAUAGCCUAAGUCGCACUUUCGAGGCCUGGAAAAAGCAAAUUGAAUUUCAUCAAUCAGCCCAGUAGAACGGGAGAUGUUGAACUGUCCCCCCCUUUUUCUGCUCAGUGUUCAUACAAAUAUUAAAUGUUCUGCUAGCUUGAGAACUGAUUUAUAAUGUUAAUUGCUCAACCAGUUAGAUACUUGAAAUUCUUCUGUCUCUCUUAACACAACAUCUCAAAAUUAUGGUGCUCAGGAACUCCUACCAAUGUGAAUGAGCUGUGUCAUUAACAAGAGCUGUUUAGUCUCGCUUGUAGUGAGUGCAGGCUGACGUUAAAAAACCGCAAUAUUUGCGUUUACUCUAGUGUAACUGAGACAUGCACGUAUUUCUGAGCUGGACUGUGUUUGAGACGAACGCUAAGAAGAAACAUCUCAGCGUAAAAGUGAUAUUUAACUGUUUGAAAGUUGCUGCAUACUAUCAGGAUAACAUUAUAAACACAUUUCAAGGAUGCGAUAGUGGUUUUGGUCAUCAUUUAGUUAAACGCUUGUAUUCAAGAGGAUUUCAAGUGUUUGCAUGUUGCCUCUUUCCUUAUGGAGAGGGUGCUGUUGAGUUAACGAAGAGCUGCUCCGACAGGCUUCAUGUACUGGGACUUGAUGUAACAGAUGACGACAGCGUAAAAGAGGCUGUGACGUAUGUCAAGCAAAACCUGGGCAAUUCCGAUUUCUGGGCUAUUGUGAAUAACGCAGGAGUUUACAGAGGUAACAAUGUUGAGCUGUCGUCGAUGGAAGAUUAUAAGUAUACCAUGGAAGUGAAUGCUUUUGGACUUGCAAGAGUUACAAAAGCCUUCUUACCAUUGCUGAGACAAUUCAAAGGCAGAGUAGUGAAUUUAACUAGUUUGGCAGGAAAACUAGCUGGCCCACAUAUAGCUCCAUAUACAAUGAGCAAACACGCUGCAAAGGCUUUUAGUGAGUGUCUAGCUCUAGAAAUGGGGACUUGGGGAAUUAAAGUGAUUUCUGUUGAACCAGAAUUUUUUAGAACUGCUAUGACGAACAGUAAAGCGAUUAGAGCGCAUCUUAAAAGAACAUUCCAAGAUUUGAAUCCACACCUUAAAAAAGAAUACGGUGACGAUUAUUUAGAUACUGUAAGGAAACGCGUGGAGUCUGUUUUUGAGAAUUCGUCACCAAAGAUGGACAUUGUUCUAGAUGAUUUGGAAUCAGCAGUAAGUCUUAAGAAUCCUUACAGCGCAUAUAUAUGCUAUGGGAACAUUAUUCAUGCAAUUAGUUUAUAUGCAGCUGAACGUUUACCUAAAUCUAUUACAGAUUUCUUGGUUGAAAUGUAUUUAACUAUAGCACAUGGGAGCCUUAGGCGACCUCAUAGUUUAAAAAAAUUUCUUUGAUAGUUAAAAAUAUUUUUGUACAUUUAUCAGGAUUUUCCGCACACAGGAAUGUAUAUCAAGGCAUGUACGUGUAUGUUUGAAUAAAAUGAUAUUUAAAUAUGGU
This is a messenger RNA of Stegodyphus dumicola, 1624 nucleotides long. RefSeq names its product D-beta-hydroxybutyrate dehydrogenase, mitochondrial-like. The record is from RefSeq and is a predicted model, not a curated record. Gene Ontology annotation, cellular component: intracellular membrane-bounded organelle. Gene Ontology annotation, molecular function: oxidoreductase activity. NCBI's taxonomy places the organism in Eukaryota, Metazoa, Arthropoda, Arachnida, Araneae, Eresidae. Gene Ontology annotation, biological process: steroid metabolic process.